AUGGAGUCCAUGCACAGGCAGGACUCCUCCAUCUCCUUUCCAACACUUCCCUCUUCGCCUAUCAAGCCGACAUCGACAGCACCAUUGCCCACCUUCUCCACCUCAGAGUGCUUCAACUCGCAUCAAAACGACUCUAUGCCACCACCAUCGCGUGUCAUCGGUAAAGCCUGCUCAACCAACAUCCAGCCAUCUCAGCAACAGCAGAGGCAUUCCAUCAUCUCGGACGACUCAUCCGCUGCUUCUUCUGCCGACUACUUUGGCGCUCAUGCUCCCAUCAGUAGACCAAUUUCGGCCACGACGCUCGCCUCCUCCCGUCCCUCAUCCGUCGCAUCUAAUGCAUCUACCGGAAGCCACGUUCAAGGGCAGCUGACAGCGUGUGCUGACUUGCUCAGUCCAGGCCUUGCAUCCGCACUUGGUCUCGUUCCGAGCAACCCCAACAACAUCACCUUCCCCAGCUCCAGCAGGAGCUCAAGUGGCCAGCACGCACCAGGUAGUGCAGAUGCAGGCAGCAGUUUGGGCAACCCAGCGAGGAGACGCGUUCGAGCUCAGAGUGCACACAGCGGCGCUCUCGCCAACCGACGUCCUUCCAUGCCUAUCGUGCCAAGCAUGAACCAUCGCAUUAGUGUUGCCAGUGUCUCGAGCUUCGAGAGCUUACCCGAGGACGAAAUGGUGCAGGGCUUCCUUGCGCCUGCUACAUUGAUGCCCAAGUCACGCACCAGCAGCUACGAGCGCAUCACUCGCAGUGCCACAGGCGCAUACUCGCACGCAAAGGAGGACACCGUCAUGGCUGGAAGUAGCGCAAGGAGUCAGAUACCAGAGCGGUCCGUCUCGAACUCUUCGAUCGGCAACUCUUCCAAUGCACGUUCAUCCAACGAAGGUCCGACAGCAUACAACGAUCAAGCACCCUCGGAUAGUGUCUCUUUGCUCUCAUCGUCUGUUUCCUCUUCGGCUCACGGCGGGGGGCCUAGCACUACCAGCUCAAACUCAACAAUCACAACAGGCUCCACACGCCCGAGCUUCUUCCUUCGACGCGCAGCCACGGCACCUGUGCCACCAGUUGACUCCUCGGUUCUUAUGGCACAUCGACAGCGUAGCGCACGCGAGCUUCUCGACACAGAACGAUCUUUUGUGGCCAGCUUGACUUUGAUCGAUCAAGAGUACUAUCAGCCACUGAUGGCUAGUCUCGGUAAAGGCAAAGGUCCAGCUGCUGCAAAUGCAAGCACACCGCCAAUUCUGUCUCGCAAGUCCAUGUCCGACAUCUUUUCCAACUUCUACGACAUUCUUCAGCUUAGCAAAGAACUGCUUAGCCAGCUUGAAGAUCGACUCCAAGUCACUAGCUAUUCUGCUUCCUCUGCCUCUUCGAGCUCAGAUCGUACUCAGUCGGCAGGUACAGACAUGAAGUGGAAUGCUUCUGUCGACUGCGUCGGCGACAUUCUCGCCACGCUGGCGCCUUUCCUCAAAAUGUACUCGCUCUUCGUCAAGAACUUCAGCAGUGCCCUACAGCGUAUCGAGUACGAGCAAAAGACUAACGAGGCCUUUGCCAAGUUCCUCAAAGAGACGGAUCAGAGGCGAGCUGCAAAGGAGAAGGUCACCACCACCACUGGUGGCGUUCGACAGGCUUUCGGGUAUGGGCUUGGGUUCCAAGCUCAUCUGUUGACCAUCGUUCAGAGGAUCCCGCGAUACAAAUUGUUGGUUGACGAUCUGGUCAAGUCGACACCAGAGACGCAUCCCGACUUUGUCGACCUCAGGCGGGCAAGUCAUAUGAUCGAACAGGUCGCUUCGUACAUCAACGAAAACGUCAGGCAGCACGAGAUGGUGCUUACCAUGCUAGGGCUGCAGAAGAGCUUGCAGGGUCUCACAGAGCCGCUCGUUGCACCAGGGAGAGCACUGAUCAAGCGAGGAACGUUGAUGAAGACGUGUCGUCGCAACAUUCAGCCUCGCGAGUUCUUCUUAUUCACCGACUGCUUGAUGUAUGCGAGUCCCAUCUCGGGCGGUAUGGAGUCAGCUUCUGCUGCUUGGAUGGCGUUGGCGCAACGUGGAGGCUUGUAUGCCGGUAACACGGCAGAACAGCUUCAGUCGCCUACCAUGACUUCUCCUUCCACAACGUCUUCGUCACCAAUCGAGUCGAUUCUGCCAUCUGCAAGCUAUACCGCUCCAUUGGGUCCGCGAGCUCGAUUUGCGUCGGUGCCUGAACCAUAUACCCCACUUGCAGGCGCGAUUUUUUCACUGGCAGGACAUCAAUUGCAGUUUCGAGACAAGUUCGGGCUUCGCGACUGCACCGUCGUCGGUGUGGAGGACAACAUGCAUGAGGGUCUUCGACAUUGCUUUGAGAUCCGUACACCGGACAAGUCGUUUGCGGUCUAUGCAGAGAGUCAGGCUAAUAAAGAGGCCUGGGUCAAUUGCAUUCGCGAGGCGCGUGCUGAUCACAUGUCGGCGAGAAGGACUUUGAAGGCGGAAGAAGACAGUAUUGAGGCCAAGAGGGAGAGGAGAAGGUCUCUGUACAAGAUCGAUGCGACAAAGGUUGCCAAUCGAUGCCUCAGCACUCAGAGCUUAGGUGCCUAUUUGGCAGGGACCAACUUGAUCGGGUCAGAUAAAGCUGUGGUGCUGCCUUCUUCGUCGUCGCAGCAAGCGGCGGAGGAGCAAGGAGGAGAGAGUAGCGCCUCGAGGUCUGCUUCGCGAGAGCGUGGCGCAGCGGUACCGCAUCGACGAUCGCGUGUCGACUCGUUGCCCAACUUGCUUCUGCGUCCGCCGUCGUUCCCAUCGUUCCCGACAGCUGGUACCAACUUGUCCCUGGCCAACUUGCUGCCUUCAAGCGGUUCGGGUGCUGCUGCAGCACCACCGCUUCGGGUGCUGGAAGACUACAAUGCACCUGUAUGGGUACCAGACAAUCGGGCCGACAAGUGCUGCAACUGCCAGGAGACUUUUGGCAUGUGGCGUCGCAAGCAUCACUGUCGGUUAUGCGGACAGGUGGUGUGCAGGACAUGCUCGCAACGAUCUUUCCUCAUUCCGAGCUAUCAGGAAGGUGAGCCGGAUCGACCUGCGCGUGCUUGCGAUCGUUGCUAUGAUAGUGUCUUUCCUCCUGACACGGCUGAGGAGGGUGAAGCAGCAGUAGGAGGGGAGGAUGCAAAUGCGGUCGGGCCGGAUAUUGCGGAGAUGCCGUUGGUUCCGAGUACGAGUACGGAUGACAGUGUUGCUCAGACCUUAGGUGCGUAUAGGUUUGCUUCAGAUCUGGAUACGGAUGUAGAGGCGGGUAGUCAUCAGGGUUCGCCUGUGACACCGCCUGUUGGAGAAAGUGCAGGUGCGGGUGUGGAAGUGAUGAUAGCUUCAGUCUCACUUUCUGAAGGUGUUGCUGGGAAGUCAGCGAUGGCAAAGAAGAAAGGCGGAGGUGGUGGUAAUGUCCGAUCCAAAUCGUUGAGAUUUGAGACUUUGCCUCCGCCAGAGAUGUCCAUAUCCGAAGCAGGGCCUUUGCGAGAUGGAGCCGUAUCGCCCACUGCACCCACCAGCUCAGCCGAUCUCACUCCGCCACCUUCGCAAAGCGCGCCUCCCACACCGCAUCAUCUCGAUCGACGACGCAGCGAAACCGCCACCAGCACUCGCACCUCUCCCACCCGUCCUCUUUCGCACCAACAACAACCACCCAUCCUCCCCGCACGAUCCAAAUCCCUCGCUGGCCCCGUCGCAUCAGGCUCACCACGUGUCAUCUCCAACCGCGCGUCAGCCCUCGAAGCUCAUCGUCUCUUCACUCAACACCGUCCGCAUAGAAAUUCCGCCAUCCAAGCUGCCACCUCUGGAUCGGGCACGUUCAGGUUGGUUACACCGAGAUUGACUACUCCCGAAUCAGAGUUGCCUCCCGGUGCGAUGAGUGGGAAGAGGAGUAUUAUGGAUGCAGGAUACUUUGGUGGUGCAGCUAUUGCAGAGGAGGGGCAAGGUGGCGUGGAGGAAGGGGUGAGUGGGGAGGGGUUCAAGCCGUGGAUGCUGCAUGCUAUGUCUCCGAAUGGUGGGGGUGUGGGAGCGAGACCGGUGAGAAAGAGACCGUUGAGUGCCGCGGCCAGACUGAGUAGAGUCUAUGGACCGAUGUUGGCAGCGAGUGGGAGCCAGAGUCAGUUAGAUGCUGGUACCAGUGGAAGUGGUGCAACUGGGAACAAGGUUUAA
Ustilago hordei is the source of this 4152-nucleotide messenger RNA. RefSeq names its product putative cytokinesis protein Don1. The transcript has a single exon. Lineage: Eukaryota; Fungi; Basidiomycota; Ustilaginomycetes; Ustilaginales; Ustilaginaceae. Gene Ontology annotation, molecular function: metal ion binding; guanyl-nucleotide exchange factor activity. The record is from RefSeq and is a predicted model, not a curated record. The coding region runs from base 1 to 4152 and encodes 1383 amino acids.